Molecule: messenger RNA, 744 nt
Organism: Leishmania mexicana MHOM/GT/2001/U1103
Lineage: Eukaryota; Euglenozoa; Kinetoplastea; Trypanosomatida; Trypanosomatidae
Product: putative peptidyl-prolyl cis-trans isomerase (cyclophilin)
Exons: 1
Coding region: 1-744 (247 amino acids)
Biological process (GO): protein peptidyl-prolyl isomerization
Cellular component (GO): catalytic step 2 spliceosome
Molecular function (GO): peptidyl-prolyl cis-trans isomerase activity
Source: RefSeq, a predicted model, not a curated record
AUGGCCGUCGUCUUGCACACCACAGUAGGGGACCUUCCGGUGCUGCUCCAUUAUCUGACAUGCCCGCUCGCCUCCUUUAACUUCCUCGCGCUCUGCGCCUCGGGUUACUACGACGGGUGCACCUUCUAUCGGCACUUCCCUGGCAUUCUGUUGCAGACUGGUGAUCCGACGAACACAGGAAAAGGCGGCGAAUCCAUCUUUGCCAAGCUGCCCCCUGUCGCCAAUGCCGCUGACGGCGACGAAAAUGGUGAUACGGUGUCAUCGGAGGCCGCGUCUGUAGCCGCCGCUGGCAUCCUUCCGGGACGGUACUUUCGCGACGAGGGCUUUGGUGUCACCACUCACGCACAGCGCGGCACCCUCUCCAUGGCCCACAAAGGCACCAAGGCGGACACGAACGCCUCCCAGUUUUUCAUUACUACCAGUCCGCAGCCAUCGUUUGAUGGCUUUUACACUGCCUUCGGCGUGGUGGACCUGAACGGUGUCUACUCGGCUUCUGAGGCCGCCGUGGUGGCAGAGGUGGCGAGCGCCACAGAAGGGGCGGUGGUCGAAAGCUCUUUAGCCACGCCUGAGCCGGAAGCAGUUGGCGACGCGGCGCCAAAGUGUGGCGACGCCGUGCUCACGGCAUUGGAGGUUGCUUCCGCAAAGGUUGACGAAAAGAACUUUGUCCAACUCGCGUCCCGCGUUCGCAUCAAAAACGUCACCGUUCUCUACAACCCCUUCGCUGAGGGAAAGAUGAAGCUGUAG